Vitis vinifera (wine grape) is the source of this 2888-nucleotide messenger RNA. Its product is annotated as receptor-like protein EIX2. NCBI's taxonomy places the organism in Eukaryota, Viridiplantae, Streptophyta, Magnoliopsida, Vitales, Vitaceae. The transcript has 2 exons. Gene Ontology annotation, molecular function: protein binding. Bases 35 to 2665 code for a protein of 876 amino acids. The record is from RefSeq and is a predicted model, not a curated record.
AUGCCUUGGAAUUAUUUCAACUCAUUCACCAUUCAUGGCAAUCUCUAAAGCAAUGAUUGUGUUUCCCUUGCUUUGCUUUCUCUUCUCGACCAUCUCCACCUUAUCUCAUCAAAACACCUUGGUUUGCAAUCAAACUGAGAAACGUGCCCUUCUAAGCUUCAAACAUACUCUCUUUGAUCCUGCACAUCGCCUCUCAUCUUGGUCUACUCACGAAGACUGCUGUGGAUGGAAUGGAGUCUACUGUCACAACAUCACUGGUAGAGUUAUCAAGCUCGAUCUGAUGAAUCCUAGUAGUUCCAAUUUCUCGUUGGGGGGCAAGGUUAGUCCUGCUUUGCUCCAAUUGGAAUUUUUGAAUUACUUGAACUUGAGCGGGAAUGAUUUUGGAGGUACUCCAAUUCCAGGUUUCCUAGGUUCCAUGCGGAGUUUAACAUACCUUGACCUCUCCUUUGCUUCAUUUGGUGGACUAAUCCCUCCUCAGCUUGGAAAUCUUUCCAAUCUUCAAUAUCUCAGUCUAGGAGGUGGUGAUUCCUUCUACGAACCACAACUUUAUGUUGAGAACCUUGGUUGGAUUUCUCAUCUUUCUUCUUUGAAACACCUGACCAUGUAUGAGGUUGACCUUCAAAGGGAAGUUCAUUGGCUUGAAUCUACAUCUAUGCUAUCUUCCCUUUCCGAGUUGUACUUGGUGGCAUGUGAACUAGAUAACAUGAGCCCGUCUCUUGGGUAUGUCAAUUUUACAUCUCUCACAUUCCUCAGUCUUGCUUGGAAUCAUUUCAAUCAUGAGAUACCCAAUUGGCUAUUUAAUCUCAGCACUAGUCAUAUACCUCUAAAUGAUUUAGAUUUAUCAUACAAUCAGUUGACAGGGCAAAUACCAGGGUAUUUAGGAAACUUAUCAUCCUUGAAGUAUUUAUUACUUUAUGGAAAUAGGUUAAAUGGAACUCUUCCAAGCAGUCUAUGGCUUCUUUCAAAUUUGGUGUAUUUAGAUAUUGGAAAUAACUCCUUAGCAGACACAAUAUCAGAAGUUCAUUUUAAUAAACUCUCAAAAUUGAAGUACUUAGACAUGUCCUCAACAUCUAUUAUUUUCAAAGUCAAGUCCAAUUGGGUUCCUCCUUUUCAACUUGAAGAAAUGUGGAUGAGUUCCUGCCAGAUGGGCCCCAAUUUUCCCACGUGGCUAGAAACUCAAACAUCUCUUCGGUAUCUAGACAUUUCCAAGUCUGGAAUUGUGGACAUAGCUCCAAAAUGGUUCUGGAAGUGGGCUUCACAUAUUGAUAGACGACUGAUCGACCUCUCAGAUAACCAGAUAUCUGGGAAUUUAUCUGGAGUUCUGCUAAAUAAUACUUACAUUGAUUUAAGCUCUAAUUGCUUCAUGGGUGAGUUACCACGAUUGUCUCCACAAGUUUCUUUAUUGAACAUGGCUAACAACUCAUUUUCGGGGCCAAUUUCCCCUUUCUUGUGCCAAAAAUUGAAUGGAAAAAGUAAUCUCGAGAUAUUGGACAUGUCAACAAACAAUUUAUCAGGGGAGCUUUCUCAUUGUUGGACGUAUUGGCAAUCUCUGACUCGUUUGAACUUAGGAAACAAUAAUCUUUCAGGUAAAAUUCCUGACUCCAUGGGCUCUUUGUUUGAACUUGAAGCAUUGCACUUGCAUAAUAAUAGGUUAUCUGGAGAUAUACCACCUUCACUGCGAAACUGCAAAUCUUUGGGGCUCUUGGAUUUAGGUGGUAACAAACUUUCAGGAAAUUUACCAAGCUGGAUGGGAGAGAGGACGACUCUGACGGCUCUCAGAUUAAGAUCAAACAAAUUAAUUGGCAACAUUCCUCCACAAAUAUGCCAACUUUCUUCCCUUAUAAUAUUGGAUGUUGCCAAUAAUAGCUUAUCCGGAACCAUACCAAAGUGUUUCAAUAAUUUCAGUUUAAUGGCAACAAUAGGCACUGAAGAUGAUUCUUUUUCUGUUUUAGAAUUUUACUACGACUACUACUCCUACUUCAACCGCUACACUGGAGCACCAAACUAUGAGAAUCUUAUGUUGGUCAUCAAAGGGAAGGAAUCAGAGUACAGGAGCAUUCUAAAAUUUGUUCGGAGCAUAGAUCUUUCAAGUAAUGAUUUGUGGGGAUCAAUCCCUACCGAAAUCUCAAGUCUUUCUGGAUUGGAAUCUUUGAACUUAUCUUGCAAUAAUUUGAUGGGAAGCAUACCGGAGAAAAUGGGAAGCAUGAAGGCCUUAGAAUCUCUGGAUCUCUCGAGAAACCAUCUCUCAGGUGAAAUUCCUCAAAGCAUGAAGAACUUAUCAUUUCUUAGUCACUUGAAUCUAUCAUACAACAAUUUUUCGGGAAGAAUUCCAUCAAGCACACAACUUCAAAGCUUUGAUGCAAUUAGCUACAUUGGCAAUGCCGAGCUUUGUGGAGUCCCUCUGACAAAAAAUUGCACAGAAGAUGAAGACUUUCAAGGUAUAGACGUGAUUGAUGAAAAUGAAGAAGGCUCUGAAAUCCCAUGGUUCUACAUUGGCAUGGGACUUGGGUUCAUUGUAGGCUUUUGGGGAGUCUGCGGUGCUCUUUUAUUCAAGAAAGCUUGGAGGCAUGCUUAUUUCCAAUUUCUUUACCGUGUUAAAGACUGGGUGUAUGUGGCCAUAGCGAUAAGGUUGAACCGACUCCAAAAUAAUUUGAGGGUGCCCUAGAUGUAGAAAGAAAUGAGUGACGUUGGGGAUGGGAAGGAUUCUUGUUAUUUAGUUUGUGUUUGGCCUUGAAACCUUUGUUUAGACACGAUGAUUUGGAUCAUGUAUUAUGUUUUUAAUUAUCAAGUUAAUUUGAACUAAAUUAGUUUUUCAUAAUUAUGUGAAACAUGAAACUUCUAUCUUGGAACAAUAGCUUUAGCUCUAUGAACUGACUCUUAAAGGAGAA